Molecule: messenger RNA, 1834 nt
Organism: Bactrocera neohumeralis
Lineage: Eukaryota; Metazoa; Arthropoda; Insecta; Diptera; Tephritidae
Gene: Elp4
Product: elongator complex protein 4
Exons: 6
Coding region: 260-1651 (463 amino acids)
Biological process (GO): tRNA wobble uridine modification
Cellular component (GO): elongator holoenzyme complex; transcription elongation factor complex; cytoplasm
Source: RefSeq, a predicted model, not a curated record
UUGUAAAUAAAAAAAAAUAGAUUUCUGUAUUUGUAAUUUCUAAAUAACAAAAGGAUUUAAACGGUCAUAAUUCUAGAAUAGUAGUAAAAAAAUUUUUUUACGCUUCCGUCAAACGGAAAAUUGCAUUAUUGAAACGUCAACAACACGAAUAGAGAACGUCUAAAAUAAAUAAUAAUAAAUCCAACAUUACUGCAACGGGUCGAACACUGUGAGGGCAGAAAGUUGUUUUGCGUAAUUUUCUGUUGGCGCAAUCUAUAAAAUGUCGAGCUUUCGUAAACGGCAUGUGCAAAAACCAAUACCAGGCACACGGACUAGUCCACAAACAGGACAGAUAAUAACUUCCAGUGGAAAUCCUUCGUUUGAUGUUAUUUUUGGAGGUGGCUUGCCUGUUGGCUCAAUAUGUCUAAUUGAGGAAGAUAAGUACGUAACAUUUUCAAAGGUUUUAGCGAAAUACUUUAUUGCGGAAGGAGUAGUUUCAGGACAGUCGGUUUUAUUAGGAAGUUUGGAUGAUGAUCCACAGGAAUUAAUGAGCAAAUUGCCAAAACCACUCAAUGAUGAUGAAGUGGAAAUUGAAAAAUCUACCGAGCAAGAAAACGGCGAGGCCUCUCAAAACGGCUUACGAAUUGCAUGGCGCUACAAUGAUCUUCCACCAGUAAAUUCGGAACAAAUACCUAGUAAAAUAGGGCACCAUUUUAAUUUGAUGGAACAUAUGGAUAAAAAUUUGCUAGACUUUGUCGACACUCUAUUGUGGAAUGGAAAUUCAUAUGUUAAUUCAGAUGAAGUAGACGAUGAUUAUGAUUGUGGGUUAGGUGAUGAGGAUAAUGUAUUUUCCGCGGUUGAAUCAAAUGCAGAGUCCAAAGACGAUACUGAUCAAAAUACGACGAGUAGCAGUAGUGGAAGCAACAUCAGUUGCAAAGAAGUUGAUUUAGAACAGGAAAGAAUUAAUGCUGCAGCAGCUCUACUAUCCGGUAAUUCCAAUGAAACUCCCCGGAUUCAAAAUGCAACUAAAUUGCAAGUCGAUGCUGUGCAGGCUCCUACUAUUUUAGGCCAAAAACAAAAUAAUAAUUGUGAAAAAAUCUUCAAUAAUUCGAAAUAUCAACGUUUUCUUAAAUUAGUUCAAUCAUUUGCCAAGGAGGAAAAAUUUUCAUCGAGUACAUUGGUUUAUCGUAGCCUUUGUCGUAUCUGCAUUACAUCACUGGGAUCGCCACUUUGGUAUGAUGAAGAAUUUCCGAAAAACAUUUUAAAAUUUCUAACAGUGUUAAGAGGCAUAGUAAGGAACUCAGUGUCGGUUUGUUUUAUCACUAUGCCUAUGCAUUUGAUAUCUAAAUAUGAUGAAUCGCUUGUUCCCAAAAUACGGAAUUUGGUAGACUACGCCAUCGAAUUAGAAUCAUUUAGCGGAUCUGAACAUGAAACCAACAUCGCUUUCAAAGAAUACAGCGGUCUAAUACAUUUACACAAAAUUACAGCUGUUAAUACACUCACUGCCUAUAUGCCAGAAACUUCCGAUUUAGCAUUUAAGUUACGUCGAAAGAAGUUCGUCAUUGAAAAGCUUCAUUUGCCACCAGAAAUGCAAGAAGAUAUCAAAGAAAAUAUGCAAACAUUUAGUUGCAGCGGUGGAUCUUCAGCCAGUGCUACGUCAAUGGAUUUUUAAGUUCACUAUUUUUUGCUAUGCAAAAACAAUUUCGUUUAACAAAAGGAAAAAAGUAUAUUGGUUCUUUGUUGCAGCAUAACAAUGAAAAAUGCAAAAUUUCAAAAUGUGCAGAUAUAAAUAAUUUUUUUUUUUGUCUGCAGUUAUAUCAAAUAAAGCCAACAGUGUGUUUUUUCAACAAACAAA